This is a messenger RNA of Lampris incognitus (smalleye Pacific opah), 1437 nucleotides long. RefSeq names its product pantothenate kinase 1a (gene pank1a). Gene Ontology annotation, cellular component: cytosol; nucleus. Gene Ontology annotation, biological process: coenzyme A biosynthetic process. NCBI's taxonomy places the organism in Eukaryota, Metazoa, Chordata, Actinopteri, Lampriformes, Lampridae. The coding region runs from base 23 to 1375 and encodes 450 amino acids. The transcript has 8 exons. The record is from RefSeq and is a predicted model, not a curated record. Gene Ontology annotation, molecular function: pantothenate kinase activity; ATP binding.
GCUAGGCUAACGAGCUGCAGCCAUGGACAAAGCCAAGUCAAUGAUGGACAAGAAGGGGUCUUCGGGACCGUUUCAUAUCAACGGGCAAAGCCAGAGGGGAGUCCACGGCUAUGUUGUUCUAAACGGCGACUGCAAGAGUGCACUCAGUCCGAGUGAAACCAGCAACCCCCUUGAAAAUGUGCAUCACUUGCACCAUCGCGGCGAUGCAGAAUGCAACGGAUCCCCUGCAAAAAAAUGCAGACUCCGAAAAAGGACGGAGUCGAUGAAACGUAGCAGACCCCCCUUCCCUUGGUUUGGUAUGGACAUUGGAGGAACUCUGGUGAAGCUGGUUUACUUCGAGCCCGUUGACAUAACUGCAGAGGAAGAACAGGAGGAAGUAGAGAACCUCAAGUCCAUUCGCCGCUACCUCACCUCCAAUGUGGCCUAUGGGAAAACGGGUGUCCGUGAUGUCCACUUGGAGCUGAGGAACCUGACCAUGUGCGGACGGACGGGGAACCUCCACUUCAUCAGAUUCCCCACGCAGGCCAUGCACCGCUUCAUCCAGAUGGGGCGCGACAAGAACUUCUCCAGCCUGCACACGAUGCUCAGCGCUACUGGAGGCGGAGCUUACAAGUUUGAGAACGACUUUCGCACGAUGGCUGACCUGGAACUGCUGAAGCUGGAUGAGCUGGACUGCCUGAUCCGUGGGCUGCUGUUCGUCGACCGCGCAGGUUUCAACGGCCACCCUGAGUGCUACUACUUCCAGAACCCCUCAGACACCCAGAGCUGUGUCAAGGCACCCUGCAGCCUGGACAACCCCUUCCCCAUGCUGCUGGUCAACAUAGGGUCCGGGGUCUCCAUACUGGCUGUGUACUCGCAGGACAACUACAAACGCGUCACUGGGACGAGUUUGGGUGGCGGUACAUUCCUUGGGCUUUGCUGCCUCCUGACAGGAUGUGAAACGUUCGAGGAGGCAUUGGAGAUGGCCAGCAAGGGCGACUCCACCAACGUUGACAAGCUGGUUAAGGACAUCUAUGGCGGGGACUAUGAGCGGUUUGGCCUGCAGGGCUCUGCGGUGGCAUCCAGCUUUGGUCACAUGAUGAGCAAGGAGAAGAGAGACAGCAUCAGCAAGGAGGACCUGGCAAGAGCCAUGCUGGUCACCAUUACGAAUAACAUAGGAUCCAUAGCACGCAUGUGUGCUGUCAAUGAGAAAAUUGAGCGUGUGGUCUUUGUUGGGAACUUCCUGCGGAUCAACACGGUGUCCACCAAGCUGCUUGCCUAUGCAAUGGACUACUGGUCCAAAGGACAACUGCGGGCCCUCUUCCUGGAACAUGAGGGUUAUUUUGGAGCCGUGGGGGCACUGAUGGAGCUGCUAAAGACAACGGAGGAGCCAUGAAGGAAAAUGCCUGGUUGUGACAUCUGCAGUCCUGGAUGCUGUGAUGUAAUUAGCCCUUGAAG